AGGGCAGCCAGCUGAAGGGCACUUGUUGGAGCAAGGGCAGCUGGUUGGAGAGGGAAGGGAUGCCCAACAAGGGUGCCUGGGGGAUCCGUUGGGAGGAAGGCUUGUGAGCCUGGGAGGGACAGUGAAGAGGGCAAAUGGUAGGGGAUUGGGACUGACCAGACAGGAGGGGACUUGGAGGUGGAGAGACCAGUGGAGGGAAAAGCUCCAGCAACACAAGUGUGAGGCCCCAAGGGCCUGGCCCAGGUGGCUACCAGGAGUACUGAUGGAAAGCAGAGAUGAGGAAGGCUUUGAAGAUGACCUCUAGGUUCCUAGGGUGAAUGACCAGAAAAUAAGGCAAAUGGAAACUUGUGAAGGGACAGCCAGUUUAGAGGCAGGAGCAAGGAGGAGGAGGCUUAGAGUUUAGGCCAUGUCGAUAGCAGUGGUUCAAAAUGCUUUUCUGUUUCUUUUUUGUUUACUUUUGAAGGGAGACCAGUCUUCAUUGGCUCCUGGUUUUGUAUCCAAAGGUUCAGUGGCUCUGGGGUGAACUUUCAUGGAGGCUCCUCAGCAGCAGAGUCCUGACGACUCUUUCUGGUUAUUUUUAAGGUUCCAGGAGUCCCUGUGCUGGCUACAAUUUCCAGGAACUGGCUGCUACCCAGAGCCAGUUGGCCCCUCCCAGGCUCCCUCUCCCUACAGGGUGGGGCCCCAAGGGUGGAGGCCCCUUAGGGUGGAGUCGGGUGGGUCUCCAGCGAUAGGGAGGGCACCAGGCAGAGGCAGAUGAGAGGCGGUGUGGCCUCACACAGCCCUCUGGAUUUGAUUAUAUAACGCUUUACAGAAGAGAAUUGUGAGGGCUUAGGGGAGGCCUGGUGAAAGAGGUACACAGCAGGAUUAGACAUUAUGGGAAUUUUUCAAUUUAUCUUGGGUUGCUUGCCCUAAAAACUAAAACACAAAAUUGUCAGAGAGCAUAAAGAAGGAAAACAAAGUAUAACUCUAGUAGGGAAAAUGAUUUCAUUUUCACUAAAAUUUCUUUGAGAAGGUCAUGGAAUGCCACUGGCCAGGUGGCCAUGAACUUGGGAGCUGACCUAAGGAGUCUUAAGUGUGGGUUUUGCCACCCCCUCAUCCCUACCGCGUUGGGCCUCAGUCUGGAAAUGUGUAGGGAUUUUGCUGGGUUGUUACCUUUGCACCUGUCCUUAUUUACAUGCAAAAUCAAUUGCUUCACUUGGUCUUUCCGAAGUACAGGGUGUGGGCAGAAUCUUAUCUGAAGCCAUGUCCUGUUUGGACAAGUUGGACUCGCCUUGGCAACUCUCCAUAGGGUGGAGCAGAUGGGUGGAGGCAGGAAAGUAAAAUUGGGUGGCUUGUUAGCUGAGAGAGGAGAGAGGGCGGAUUGUUUGCUCACUGGAUCAUUAUAUUUCAUCUGAAACGAAAUAAUUAACUUCUUUCCCAUUUACAAUACACGUUCAUGCAAAAUAACUCAUGAGGGGUAAAGAUUUAGAAAUAUUCCGUGGAGUUUUUUUCCUACUCCUCUUGAACCAACGAUAGAAGACAGAGGCAGGUGACCAUCCUGGAGGGGUAUGAACAGGACGCGUUUCCAGGCCCAACACCAGAGCACCCUAGAAGGUUUAACUAAAAGAAUGCUCAUGUUUGACCCAGUCCCUGUCAAGCAGGAGGCCAUGGACCCUGUCUCAGUGUCCUAUCCAUCUAAUUACAUGGAAUCAAUGAAGCCCAACAAGUAUGGGGUCAUUUACUCUACACCAUUGUCUGAUAAGUUCUUUCAGACCCCAGAAGGCCUGCCUGGAAUACAGAUGGAGCCCGUGGACCUCACAGUGAACAAGCGGAGUUCACCGCCUUCAGCUGGGAAUUCUCCUUCCUCACUGAAGUUCCCGUCCUCACACCGGAGAGCCUCGCCUGGGCUGAGCAUGCCUUCUUCUAGCCCGCCGAUGAAAAAGUACUCACCCCCUUCUCCGGGCGUGCAGCCCUUCGGCGUGCCACUGUCCAUGCCGCCAGUGAUGGCAGCUGCCCUCUCCCGGCAUGGAAUACGGAGCCCGGGCAUCCUGCCUGUCAUACAGCCCGUGGUAGUGCAGCCCGUCCCCUUCAUGUACACAAGUCACCUCCAGCAGCCUCUCAUGGUCUCCUUGUCGGACGAGAUGGAAAAUUCAAAUAGUAGCAUGCAAGUACCUGUAAUUGAAUCAUACGAGAAGCCUAUAUUACAGAAAAAAAUUAAAAUAGAACCUGGGAUCGAACCACAGAGGACAGAUUAUUUUCCUGAAGAAAUGUCACCCCCUUUAAUGAACUCAGUAUCCCCCCCACAAGCAUUGUUGCAAGAGAAUCAUCCUUCGGUCAUCGUGCAGCCUGGGAAGAGACCGUUACCUGUGGAAUCCCCAGAUACCCAGAGGAAGCGGCGGAUACACAGAUGUGAUUAUGACGGAUGCAACAAGGUGUACACUAAAAGCUCCCACUUGAAAGCACACAGAAGAACACACACAGGAGAAAAACCCUACAAAUGUACAUGGGAAGGCUGCACAUGGAAGUUUGCGCGGUCUGAUGAACUAACAAGACAUUUCCGAAAACACACUGGAAUCAAACCUUUCCAGUGUCCAGACUGUGACCGCAGCUUCUCUCGUUCUGACCAUCUUGCCCUGCAUAGGAAACGCCACAUGCUAGUCUGAAUGCCUCCGUCUCCUGCCUCUACACGACCCCCCACUCACCUGGCUCUCUGUCCUCCCUCCCAUCGCCUAACACAUUUUUUACAUGUACAUUUUAAUUUGGAUUCAGCUGGUCUGAAUCUCAGAAUUUAUAUCAUUCAAAACUUCCAUAUGGUCAGUAGUAGCUGUUCUCUAAUCCUCCCUCUCCUUACCACGGGUCAGACCUAAAGAAUGUGAACACUUUUUUUGGGGGGGGAUGCUAAGCAAACCCUUCUUGUAGAUACGUUUAAUGUAAUGAGAACAAGGGAACAUGUAAACUAACGUAACCAGUUAUUGGUUUCUCCAUGUAUUCCUCAAAAGAAUGUCAAAGUAAAUGUAUUAGAAAUACAGUAUCCAGCCUGCUAGUCCUUGCCAGAGACAUUCAUACUUCUGUGCCCUGUGAUCACGUUUUAUUCUUGACAGCAGAAAGAAGGGUGGUGUCUUUCACCAAUUAGCUAGAAGUGUAGCAAGAUUUCAAGCUAGCAGAGUCGACUCUUUCAUCGUUCUCACAAAUCUUGUCAGCCUGGAUUUAUCACUUCAUCUGAAUCAAGUUCUUUGCGCUCCUCUGUGCCUGCAGCUGACAUGGAGGUCUUUGCCAUCACUGGGAGAUGAGCCAGAGCUUUUAGGUCGGUGAUGUGUCUCCUAUUUCAAGGGAUGGAUGCUAUGCUUUCCUAGCCUGGAAAGGAGCAGGAGGCCAUUGAGUAGGGGAAGCCAGGGAGGCAAAGGAGGAAGCCAACCAUUCCUCCUGGGCUAGGGAUUGUUGGUGAGAUCUCAACAUUUGGGUAGCUGUGCAGUGCAUUUCCAGAGCGUUGGUCUCUUGUGCAUGUUCAGCCACGCAGAACCUUGCUGCAAAGCCAAAUACCAAUGGGGUCAUCCAUGCAACUGUCUCCAUUCCUACGUUGUCCUUAAUAGAGAGGAUUAGGCAUUAAUAGUGGGGACUCCACAAAAAUAUUUGCUUGGUAACAGUACAAAUCUGGGUAAGAGUAUGGAUGGUCUUUCUUUUAUUUUUUUGGAUGGUCUUUCUUUUACCCAACUUGCAUAACAGCUUUGUUGUAAACAGGGAAGUGUUGAGUGGUACUUAUAUUCCCCGUAUCAAAUUAAUCACAUAGCUUUUAUACAAAAAUUUUUCUGUGUGAGCUGUAAGGUGCCAAACUGGCUGUCAUUUGUGUUCAUGACACAUAUCAUAAAGAAGCAUCUGCUAAUGCUUUAGUAGAUUCAUUGAAUUAAAGCCCUGAGUGACACUAUUUGUAAAUAUGAUUACUUGUGAAGCACACAUACCUUUAUUUUGGGAAUUUCUGAAAAACACAGGAAACCAGAGAUCAGGGAUUCUAUAUAUAUACAUUAUAUAUAUAUCAAAAAUUCCCAAAAGUUUACUGGUAGAGCUGGCAAUUACUACCACUGUCAAGUAUCAGGACAAACUGAAAAUAAUGACUCGUGUUUGUGUUGAAAAUAAAUAUCACCAUUAUUGGGGCAAGGUUUUCAAAAGCAGGCUUUUGAGCGCCAUAGUCAUUGUCAAUAAAAAUUGAUUUAUGCAUAGAAAUGCCGUUAGUCUUGAAUUUGAAGAAAGUGGGCGACAGUGGUUAAAUGUAGGUGCAUAUAAAUAAAUGCCUUUUCAUUCCUCCUUAAAGAUUGGAGAAGAGAGAAGAAUGGAAUCUUGAACAUUCAUCCCAGCCACAACUCAGGAUCCAAUACAACCUUAACUGGGAGGAAUACAUUGUUAAGCAUUUUUCAAACACCAGUGAAUGAGUGACUCUAGAGGCCUGGGAAUUGUGUGGGGAGUUUGCUUUGAUGAUGCUAUGUUAAUAAAAAUUGUAGGCACUGUGUACCAGAAAGGUCCGGCUCAUCACCCCUGUAAACCAACUGAAAGGAGAUGGAGUUGAGAAAUUUGUUAUGUUGGCACUUGGUUUUGAUUUUUUUGUUUUUAAGCACUGCAGAAUUUGUUCGGAACAUUAAAACAUCCUGAUGGGGCUAUUUUUUCUUCGUUUUUGUAACUAAGAUAUGAAUUGAGAUAAAAAUGGCUCUUUGAAAAGUAGAUAUUGUCUGUAUUAUAAAUGCUUAGUCACAUUCAUCCCGAAGUGUUCGUUUCUUGAAAUGGUUCUUCCACAGCACACAGAAUCAAGAUGGAAGGCAAGGAACUUGUUUGUGUAUGUUCCAGCCGGUACUGAAGAGGGGAAAGGGGAUGGGAGAGGACAGAAUUGAUCUCUGAAUCAACUUUGAGUCCAAGUUUAGUUAACAGAAAGCUUUAAGAGUUCUCAUGAAACUUGAUGCUACGGCAUAUUUAAAUGUUCAAAAGAUAGGCAAGACCCUGCAAAGACUCUUAACGUUGUUUAGCUUGCUUAGGUAAUGAUAACAGGUCAGAGGCAAAGAUCCAUUUCAAUUUUGGAAAAACAACCCAGAGAAGCCAUUCUCUAUUCCCAUGCUGGUCUAUAUACUUUUGUUGCAAAUUGGCCAUUACCAAAUUUUUCUUAUAUAUAUAUAUUUGUAUUUUACUAUGAUAGUUGAGAAAUUUAGUCUUUAGUCACUUUUAGCUGUUAUUGUGGAAGAGCUUAAAUACAAGAUGCCCUUGAACAUGUGGUUUUAAUGAUGUGCCAUGUUACUAUCAAUGGUGAUUUUCAUUGCUUUUCAUGUUUUACAUUGAUGAAAAUGAUAAGUAAACAUGAAGUUGGUGUCAUGUAAAUUUUGUGUGUUAUAUACCCAGGUGACAUCCUUGAGAAGUCAGAAUUAAAUCAGAAUCCAUCAUAUUUUAUUACUUUAAAAUGUGAAUCUACAUUAUAAAUGGGCAUUAACAUUCUAAAUCGCUUUGUUUGGAGAAUGUGUUAGCAGCAUAGCUAUGUUCAGCUAAGGAGUUGCUAAAUCCACAGAAGUUUCAAGAGCCUUGGAACAGAAUUACAGGGGAACUCUAUAUGUAUAUGUAUAUUUUAUUAAACACCCAUCUGCACUAUCAGUAUUGCACUAAUGUGGAAUUUGAAAGACUAUUUUGCUGAUCCUAUACUACAUGUAUCUGCACAUCAUUCCUGAUUAGAUUGUUUUAAAGACAAUCUUAAGGAUCUAAGAUUUGAUCAUUUGAUUUGAAAAUAUAUAGUUGUCUUGAAGGAAUUGCUGUCAUACAUGAAGUUGCUCAGAGUUGUCUUUAUUCUCUUGGUCAAGGUUAAUUUCUAAGUUGAUUGCAAAUUCAUCUAAAUACAUUUACAAAGCCAUUUUACAUGCAUUAAACGAGGGCUACAACAAUAUUGUUUUACAAAUACUAGCACUUUUUUUUCUGUUAUGUACUUAGUGUUAGAGGGUCAAAAUAAUCUUUCGGCUUAGCAUCUCUUAAACCAUACCUGCAAGUAUAGCAGGAUUAUUACAUUUACAGUACUUUAAUACUUGUAUAAACUAUGCAGAAAUUUUUAAUAAAGUGUAAUAUAUUUUAUAAGCUAAGAAGACUGAAUGGGUAAAGGUUUUUAGCAUGCAUUAGUAUACUUGCAAAUACUGAGACAUUUUGGUAAUCUUUCUUACUAAAGAUGUGAAUGUUUAAUGUACCUUCUCUGUUUCUACUCUGUAGUCCAAUGGGAAUUCAGUAAUGACAUUUUGUCAUGUCAAACUGUGAACAUAAAUUUGUACUGUACAGUCCUCAUAUACUAUAUACAGUAUGCAAUAUAUGUAUUAUAUACUUGUUAAUAAAACCAUCAGAAUAUUAA
Messenger RNA from Otolemur garnettii (small-eared galago), 6337 nucleotides. RefSeq names its product Kruppel like factor 3 (gene KLF3). NCBI's taxonomy places the organism in Eukaryota, Metazoa, Chordata, Mammalia, Primates, Galagidae. The transcript is spliced from 6 exons. The record is from RefSeq and is a predicted model, not a curated record. Gene Ontology annotation, biological process: regulation of transcription by RNA polymerase II. The coding region runs from base 1548 to 2642 and encodes 364 amino acids. Gene Ontology annotation, molecular function: RNA polymerase II cis-regulatory region sequence-specific DNA binding; DNA-binding transcription factor activity, RNA polymerase II-specific.